AGAAGGACGCCACCGACGUGAGAUGUGCCAGUGGUGAGCCCCCCAUCAUCGCCAAACCCGACAAGAUCGUGGGAGUUAUAGGUGCCUCUGGAAGUUCCGUCUCUAUCAUGGUCGCCAACAUCCUGAGACUUUUUAAGAUCCCUCAGAUCAGCUAUGCAUCAACUGCUCCUGAGCUGAGUGACAACAGCCGAUAUGACUUCUUCUCCCGCGUGGUUCCUCCUGACUCGUACCAAGUUCAAGCAAUGGUGGAUAUUGUUACAGCCCUUGGAUGGAAUUACGUCUCUACUCUAGCCUCUGAGGGUAACUAUGGAGAAAGUGGCGUAGAGGCAUUUAUGCAGUUCUCAAGGGAAACUGGUAAGGUUUGCAUUGCCCAGUCACUGAAAAUCCCUCGGGAGCCAAGACCAGGAGAAUUUGACAAAAUUAUCAAGCGCUUGCUGGAAACCCCCAAUGCUCGUGGAAUAAUUAUAUUUGCAAACGAAGAUGACAUCAGCCGUUUACUGGAGGCCGCCAAAAGAUCCAAUCAGACAAAGCACUUCCUCUGGGUCGCUUCUGACAGCUGGGGUUCAAAGGUUGCACCCGUCCACCUGCAAGAAGAGGUUGCUGAAGGGGCUGUCACAGUCCUUCCCAAGAGAGCCUCAAUUGAAGGCUUUGACAGAUACUUCAGAAGCCGUACUUUGGAGAACAACAGGAGAAAUGUCUGGUUUGCUGAGUUCUGGGAGGAAAACUUCAAUUGUAAAUUAAGCUGGCAUGGGAAGCGAAAUAGCAAGGUCAAGAAAUGCACAGGAUUGGAAAGAAUCGGAAGGGACUCAUCGUAUGAACAGGAGGGGAAAGUGCAGUUUGUCAUUGAUGCUGUAUACUCCAUGGCACAUGCAUUGCACAAUAUGCACAAAGAAUUGUGCCCUGGUUAUGUUGGUCUCUGCCCUUCAAUGAACUCCAUAGAUGGCAAGGAAUUGCUUCACUUCAUUCGAGCUGUAAACUUCAGUGGAAGUGCUGGCACGCCUGUGACGUUCAAUGAAAAUGGGGAUGCUCCUGGGCGAUAUGACAUCUACCAAUACCAGAUCGUCAAUAUGUCGUCUCACGGGUACAGGGUUAUCGGACAGUGGACUGACCACCUUCAUUUGAACGUGAAGGACAUGCAGUGGGGCAGAGGAGGACCGGCCAUUCCACAGUCAGUCUGCAGCCUGCCGUGCAAGGCUGGUGAGAGGAAGAAGACAGUGAAGGGUGUGCCGUGCUGUUGGCACUGUGAGCGCUGUGAAGGCUACCAGUACCAGAUCGACGAAUCAACCUGUCAGAUGUGUCCAUUCAAUAGGAGACCCAACGCAAAUGGCACAGACUGUCAGCUUAUCCCCAUAGUCAAACUAGAAUGGCAUUCUCCUUGGGCGAUCGUCCCUGUCUUCAUAGCGAUACUUGGAAUCAUAGCCACCACGUUUGUCAUAACGACCUUUAUUCGUCAUAACGACACACCGAUAGUAAGGGCAUCUGGCAGAGAGCUAAGCUAUGUCUUGCUGACUGGAAUAUUCUUGUGCUAUGCUGUAACCUUCCUAAUGAUUGCAACUCCCGAUAUAGUUCUUUGUUCCUUCCGGCGAAUCUUCUUAGGGCUGGGCAUGUGCAUUAGCUAUGCAGCACUGCUCACCAAGACUAACAGAAUUCACAGAAUAUUUGAACAAGGUAAGACAUCUGUCUCUGCUCCCAGGUUUAUCAGCCCAGCUUCCCAGCUGGUAAUCACUUUUAGCCUCAUCUCUCUGCAGCUCCUGGGAGUCUUUAUCUGGUUUGCUGUUGAUCCUCCGCACACCAUUGUAGACUAUGGGGAACAGCGAACAGUUGAUCCAGAAAAUGCCAGGGGCAUUCUCAAAUGUGACAUUUCUGACCUUUCUCUCAUCUGUUCCCUGGGAUACAGCAUUCUGCUGAUGGUCACAUGUACUGUGUAUGCAAUUAAAACCAGAGGGGUUCCAGAGACCUUCAACGAAGCCAAACCCAUUGGGUUUACCAUGUACACCACCUGCAUAAUUUGGUUAGCUUUUAUUCCAAUAUUUUUUGGCACAGCCCAGUCUGCAGAAAGGAUGUACAUUCAGACAACAACCCUUACUAUUUCCAUGAGUUUAAGUGCUUCUGUAUCUCUAGGCAUGCUGUACAUGCCUAAGGUUUACAUUAUCAUCUUCCAUCCAGAGCAGAAUGUGCAAAAACGCAAGCGUAGCUUCAAGGCAGUGGUGACGGCAGCCACAAUGUCAAGCAAGCUGUCACAAAAAUCAAGUGACAGACCAAAUGGAGAGGUCAAAACUGAACUCUGUGAAAGCCUAGAAACUAACACUUCUUCUACCAAGACCACAUAUAUCAGCUAUAGCAACCAUGCAAACUGACCUGAUUGCUGAAGAGCCUGCAGUAGUCCAACGGGACUGCAUGUAUGAAAACGACCCUCGCGUCCCAUCAUUUGGAAAGCGCUCUGGAGAGUACGGCCUGCCCAUGGCAGAAGGAAGAGCAGCCCCCAGCUCAACAGAGUGAGAUGGCCCCCUGUGUAUUCCGAGACACAGGCUCCAGUGACAAGGAAGACACACACGGGUCAUCGUGCGCUUGACAGUUUUGUCAGUGAGGAUUGUGGGCCAGAGUGAACCCAUGCCUGUUGUUCUAAUUGUAAGUUUUGUGAUUGUGCAAAUUCUAUCCUUGUUCUACUUAGUAUUGAGAGGCUCCUGUGCCCUGAGUAAUGCAAUAAACAGGGCGUUGUAUGUACCGACCAAAUGGAUCACAGCGUUGCGUGGCGACAAAUAAAUGCAAGGA
Molecule: messenger RNA, 2772 nt
Organism: Pristis pectinata (smalltooth sawfish)
Lineage: Eukaryota; Metazoa; Chordata; Chondrichthyes; Rhinopristiformes; Pristidae
Product: metabotropic glutamate receptor 8
Exons: 10
Coding region: 108-2357 (749 amino acids)
Biological process (GO): regulation of synaptic transmission, glutamatergic; G protein-coupled glutamate receptor signaling pathway
Cellular component (GO): membrane
Molecular function (GO): group III metabotropic glutamate receptor activity
Source: RefSeq, a predicted model, not a curated record